AUGUGCUUGACUCUGAAAGUUCUUCCUGUUAAACUUCCUCCUGUUAAAGUUCCUAGUGUUAAAGUUCCUAGUGUUAAAGUUCCUACUGUUAAAGUUCCUACUGUUAAAGUUCCUCCUGUUAAAGUUCCUCCUGUCAAAGUUGCUCCUGUCAAAGUUGCUCCUGUCAAAGUUGCUCCUGUCAAAGUUGCUCCUGUCAAAGUUGCUCCUGUCAAAGUUGCUUCUGUCAAAGUUGCUCCUCUCAAAGUUGCUCCUGUCAAAGUUCCUCCUGUCAAAGUUGCUCCUGUAAAAGUUGCUUCUGUCAACGUUGCUCCUGUCAUAGUUGCUCCUGUCAAUGUUGCUUCUGUCAAAGUUCCUCCUUUGCUCAUGUCAUUUGCUCCUGUCAAAGUUGCUCCUGUCAAAGUUGCUCCUGUCAAAGUUCCUCCUGUCAAAGUUCCUCCUGUCAAAGUUGCUCCUGUCAAAGUUGCUCCUGUCAAAGUUCCUCCUGUCAAAGUUCCUCCUGUCAAAGUUGCUCCUUUCAAAGUUCCUCCUGUCAAAGUUCCUCCUGUAAAAGUUGCUUCUGUCAAAGUUGCUCCUGUCAAAGUUGCUCCUGUCAAAGUUGCUCCUGUCAAAGUUCCUCCUGUUAAAGUUCCUACAGUCAAAGUUCCUCCUGUCAAAGUUCCUCCUGUCAAAGUUGCUUCUGUCAAAGUUGCUCCUGUCAAAGUUGUUCCUGUCAAAGUUGCUCCUGUCAAAGUUGCUCCUGUCAAAGUUGCCCCUGUCAAAGUUGCUUCUGUCAAAGUUGCUUCUGUCAAAGUUGCUUCUGUCAGUUGCUCCUGUCAAAGUUCCUCCUGUCAAAGUUCCUUCUGUCAAAGUUCCUCCUGUAAAAGUUGCUUCUGUCAAAGUUGA
Schistocerca cancellata (South American locust) is the source of this 882-nucleotide messenger RNA. RefSeq lists its product as uncharacterized. Bases 1 to 882 code for a protein of 293 amino acids. Gene Ontology annotation, molecular function: calcium ion binding. NCBI's taxonomy places the organism in Eukaryota, Metazoa, Arthropoda, Insecta, Orthoptera, Acrididae. The transcript has 2 exons. Gene Ontology annotation, biological process: negative regulation of protein sumoylation. The record is from RefSeq and is a predicted model, not a curated record.